Messenger RNA from Aphis gossypii (cotton aphid), 1479 nucleotides. RefSeq names its product zinc finger MYM-type protein 1-like. The transcript is spliced from 4 exons. NCBI's taxonomy places the organism in Eukaryota, Metazoa, Arthropoda, Insecta, Hemiptera, Aphididae. The annotation marks the transcript as partial. The record is from RefSeq and is a predicted model, not a curated record.
ACGUUUGAUAAUUAUCCGCUGAUUAAUGUUAUUGAUGAUAAAUCAACAAAUGACAAGAAUGAUUUUAAAUGCAAUGAAGAUAUCUCAUUUUAUAUUGAAAAUUCAGUUUCUGACAGCGAAAAAUUACUUGUACUGAAUAAUCUUGGGAUUCCUACUUCUGGAUAUAAAUUCCCUACAACAGGAAACAGACACUUAAAAUUUGCUUGGCUUCUACAAUACAAUUGCUUAUGCUUUUCUCAAAUACAAAAUGGUGCCUACUGCAAAGUAUGUGUAUUUUUUAGUCUUAACCAAGGUGUUGGUAAAGGUAUGCAUCAAACUCCAGGGAAGUUAAUAUCAGAAAAGUUUGAUAAUUGGAAGACAUCAAUUGGCUCAAAAGGGGUAUUUGAGAUACAUGCAAACAACGAAUAUCACAAAAUAAGUCUGUAUAAAUAUGAUUCUUUUUUAGCUGUUAAAAAUAAAAAAUUGAAUAUUUUGAAGUUCAAACAGGGUAUUGCUUUACGUGGUCAUAAAGAUGGUGAAUUGGUUAGAUGUGAUGAUGAUGAAAUUUACAAUGAUGGUAACUUUAGACGAUUGUUACGUUUUAGAGUUGAUGCAGGUGACCAAAAUCUUCAAAACCAUUUAAUAACUUGCUCUAAAAAUGCUAUGUAUACAAGUUGGCUGAUCCAAAAUGAAAUAAUAAAAGUUUGUAAUACCAUAAUGCCACAAACACUCAUGCAUGGUAUUAAUUCUGCAAAAUCAUUUACGGUGUUGGCAGAUGAAACAAGCGAUAUAGCCAAUAAAGAACAACUAACUUUAUGUUUCAUUGAGGUUAAAGACAUUAGUGGUAAAGUAUUAGCAUAUACCAUACUACACAAUCUUCAAUCCAUAGGUAUAGAAACAAAGUACCUAGUUGGACAGGGAUAUGAUGGAGCAGCCUCUAUGUCCGGAAUAUUCAAUGGUACUCAAGCUCAUAUACAGACAAAACACACAAUGGCAUUAUAUAUACACUGCAGUUCUCAUUGUCUAAAUUUGGCUAUCUCUUUUUCUUGUAAAAUCUCUGAUAUUAGAAAUUGUAUGGAAACUAUGCAAACAGUAUGCAAUUUUUUCUCAUACCCUAAGAGAUCAAAUGUACUUUUAGGUAUUAUUACAAAGCUUUUACCUGAUGGAAAAAAAUUUAAACUGAAAAAGUUUUGUCCAACAAGAUGGGUUGAACGUCAUGACGCUGUCAUAUUGUAUUAUGAAUUACAACCUGCAAUUAUUUCUGCUCUAGAAGACAUUUCUUUGUGGAAAGAUACAGAUACUUCAUCAGCGGCAAAUCAACUUCUAGCAUCAAUACACCAAUUUAAAUUCCAAACAUCAAUGAUGAUUCUUGUUAAACUGUUUUCAAUAUCAGUGUCACUCAGCAAAUUUUUACAAACAAAAAAUUUGGAUCUUGAAAAUGCCCUUUCUUUUGCUGAAAAACACACAAGCUACAUUAAAAGAUAUUCGUUUAAAUGCUGA